This is a messenger RNA of Drosophila bipectinata, 4372 nucleotides long. RefSeq names its product intraflagellar transport protein Oseg6 (gene Oseg6). The record is from RefSeq and is a predicted model, not a curated record. Gene Ontology annotation, cellular component: cilium; intraciliary transport particle A. Gene Ontology annotation, biological process: cilium assembly; intraciliary retrograde transport. Lineage: Eukaryota; Metazoa; Arthropoda; Insecta; Diptera; Drosophilidae. Gene Ontology annotation, molecular function: protein binding.
CCUGAUGCUCCCACAAAAAUUCACAGGUGCAAUAAAAAUACAUACACAGCACAGGUGCGCUCGUAGUUGUGGUCACCGCUGCCAUGGAAACGAGAAAGCCGUAAACAAAAGCCGGAAAAAAUUCUUUACCAGAAUGCUGGCUAGAGAAAAUUAAAAAAAUAGUUUUAAAUAUAGUCAUGUCCUUCGAGAAGAUCCUGUACAAAUACGACGAACCCCAUGGCAUCGGAGAUGUUUAUUUUAUUUGGCAGAAGGCUUUGCUGGCCACCACAGGAACCGAUGGCUCCGUGGCUUUGUACAACCGCCAGGGGCAGCUGGUGCAGCGCAUUAUCCUGGCAGGUCUCUGUUCUGGCUUUGCCUGGGACCAUGAAGGCGAUGUCUUGGGAAUAAUUACCAGUGGAUCUCCAAAUAUUACAUUAUGGGACUACGAAACCCAGGAAAAGAUGAGUGUGGAGACGGGACUACGGGAUCCGUUGACCUGCAUCCUCUGGUCCAAGCAGCAGCAACUCCUGGCUGUCGGCACUGGCCGAGGAAACCUGUCUAUCUACAACCACAGUAGCGGGAAACGUCCCACUCCAGUGCUGGGCAAGCACAGCAAACGGAUCACCUGCGGUGCCUGGUCGGCUCAGAAUCUUCUAGCUCUCGGAUCGGAGGACAAAAGCUUCUCGCUGAGCAAUGAGGACGGGGACACGGUACGAGUGGUCCAACUUAGGGAUGCUCCGACCGACAUGUACUUUGCUGAAAUGGCAAACGAUGACCGAAUCGCCGGUGACAAUGCCAUCAGCAUGAUCAUUGGCAAGCGCACCCUUUUCCUCUAUUACCUUCCCGAGCCGGAAAAUCCUACGGAGCUGGGCUUCCAGAGUCGGUAUGGAUCUUUAAUGCAGCACAAGUGGUUCGGUGACGGUUAUAUACUGUUGGGCUUCUCCAACGGCCACGUUGUUGCUAUUUCCACCCACCCCAAGGACGUGGGGCAGGAGCUGUGGCAGGUUAAAAAUCACAAGGACACGCUGAGUGGUCUCGCCUACUGUCCCACGUUGGAUAUUGUAGCCUCCUGCGGAGAUGAUAACAUAAAAAUUCACUCGAUAACGAACCUCCAGGAAACGGAGCGCAUUAUAACCGUUCCGGAUCAUGCCGGCGUUCAGAUGAUCGAUUGGUCUCCCGAUGGGCAAUUAUUGGCGGUUACCACCAACAGUGGCACUGUCUAUAUCUACGUGACCAAGCUGCCUCACCUCUUCGCCGUAUCAGCGCCUCGGAUCGUCCUGCUGAGUAGUCUGGCUGAGGUGUCUAUCUAUGUGUAUGCUCCGGAUAAGUCCAAGUCGUUGCCUUUCCGGCUGCCGCUGGAGGGAGAGCCCACCUUCAUGGCUGUGGGACCGUACAACUUUGCGGCUGGGAUUGAAAAGCACGUAUGGUUCUACGAUCUGGGCAAGAGUUUGGGCGAGGAACCUCGACCACUAAGCGAACGUGAUUUCCCCCGAAGCAUUGCCAGUAUGCGACUGAAUGCGGAUUACUGUGCUGCGCUGUGUCCACCCCAGUUGAUCCUCCAGGCCAUAACCGCUGACAAUCCAAACUGCAAGGACAAGCUUCAGGCUGUGUUUCCAACUGCCUUGCCCAAUAUGCCCAGCGAUGCGGUGAUCACCUGCUUUGCUCUCACCCAGGAACUCCUAAUAUUUGCCACCGAUAUUGGUCACCUGGUGUUCUAUUCUCUGGAAAAGUGGGAAAGCUGCACUAUAUAUCGCCACAGUAUGGGUAUAAGUCAACUCAACGUGGACAUUGAGGGAACCAAGACUAUCUUCAUCGAUGACCAUGCCCAGGGAUAUGUUUUUUUGCCCGCCGUGGAGGAGGCCUUACUGAUUCCAGAGAUGCCCAAAGAGUGCCUUGGCUGUCUUUGGGAUCUGACCCAGCCCAAUAUCUUCAUCAGCUACGAUACGAGGAUGGUAAAUACCCACGUCUUUGUACGCCACUCUGUCCAGGGGACCUAUGCCUUGAAAGUGGGAGAAUCCAAACUGAAUCCUGGUCAGUUUCCGAUUCUACUGUGCGGGGGUGAGAUGGCACUCCAUGUCGAUGGGGGCCAGUAUGCGACGCAGUCGCUCAGCACACAUGUGGUGAAUCCUAGCAACAGCCAGACAGCGAAUCUUCAGAUGCUUCUUCGGCUUAGGAACUACGAAGAAGCCUUCAAGUUGUGCAAGCAGAUGAAUCAGACAAGUGCCUGGCGGGAGUUUGGGGAGCAGGCUAUUUCCGAUCUGGAGCCGGAUAUUGCCAUUCGAGCUUAUCGUCAGUUGGGGGAUGCUGCCCUGGUGAAUGCUUUGACCGAUCUCCGCUAUGUGGAAGAUCUGGACAUGCUCAUCGGAUGCUGUUGCAUGCUCUUGUCCCAAUACGAACAGGCUAAGGAGCACAUGCUCAAGGGUGUUUACAACCGUGCUGCCCUGGAACUCUGCCGUGAUCUUCUACAAUGGGAUCAGGCCUUACUGCUGGCCCACAAGCACGAUCCCCAGGAGGUUCCUUUCAUUGCCAGGGAAUACGCCCAGCAAUUGGAAUUCACGGGAAACUACGCCGAUGCCUUGUAUCAUUACGAAAAAGGUUACAAGGAAGAUUUAAUCAACAACAAGGAAAGCGAACAGCCAGCUUCAAUGGAUGCUUCUCCGGAAUUCGAAGAGCAUGUGCGUCUGUGCAAAAUGGGCAUCGCCAGGACUUCUAUAAGAGCAGGAGAUUUCAGGCGUGGGAUCCAAUAUGCCGUGGAACUGGAGGAUAAGCAGCUCCUCUUCGACUGUGCGGAGCUCUUAGCCACCGUUGGACAUCUGACCGAAGCAGCUGGCUUGUAUGAACGUGGAGGUUUCUACGACGAGGCCUGUGGCCACUAUAUUGCUCUUAAGAUGUGGCACAAGGCCAACAACAUCCUACCCAAGGUAAAGAGCACAAAACUGCACGCAGCCUAUGCCAAGGCCAAAGAAAAUGACGGUCACUUUGAGGAGGCCAUAAAGAGCUACCGGGUAGCCGGUGACUUGGAUGCCUGCGUUCGGAUAUAUCUGGAUCAUCUGUGCGAUCCCCAUGCUGCCUCAGAAAUAGUUUUGGAAUCCCGCUCAAUGGACUCAGCCAAGCUUCUGGCCAAGUUUUAUCAGAAAAUCGGUGACGUGGAACAAGCUCUUCAGUUUCUGGUUAUCUGUGGCUGUGUGGAGGAGGCCUUCGCCCUGGCCCAGCGGCACAACAAGCUCCGUCGACAUGGCGAGCUUCUGGAACGUUAUGAGAAUGCCAAAUCCUCAGACUAUCUAGCACUCGCUCACUAUUUUGAAAGUGAAAAGUAUACGCUCUUAGCUGGAAAAUAUUACUUUCUGGCUAGAGAGUUCACUAAAGCAUUGAGAUUCCUUCUGAAGGCCUCCGCUUUUAACAACGAAGAGCAAGGAGCUCUGUCCCUGGCCAUUGAUUGUGUGGCCACUUCGAAUAAUGAACAAUUGGCGACCCAGCUCAUUGAGUUUCUACUGGGCGAAGUGGAUGGCGUCCCGAAAGAUCCUCGCUAUCUGUUCCGUUUAUACAUGGCUAGAAAACACUACAAGGAUGCGGCCAAGACAGCUGUUAUUAUUGCCAACCAAGAGCAGCUUGCCGGAAACUAUAAAUCAGCCAGAGAUCUGCUUUAUUCCAUGUACCAGGAACUACGUAGGAAUAAUUUAUCCGUUACUGCCGAGAUGCGGCAUCAGUUUAUUCUCUUACAUCGGUACACGUUGGUGAGGAUUCACGUUAAACUGGGAAACCAUCUUUUGGCCGCCAAGCUGCUGGUCCAGGUGGCCGCCUGUAUUUCACAGUUUCCUGAACAUAUUAUUCCCAUCCUCACCUCCACGGUGAUUGAGUGUCAUCGAGCAGGACUCAAGAAAUCUGCCUUUACAUAUGCCUCCACCUUGAUGAGGCCGGAUUACAGGAAUCAGUUGGACCCACGAUAUGCCAAAAAGAUAGAAUCCAUCGUGAGAAAAGCACCCAAGGGCAUUAAACAGCUCCGUGAUGAAAUCGAUGACGAGACCAUGGAGUGUCCCAUUUGUGACUCAAAUCUGGCCAAUAUGGAGGUGACCUGCUACAGCUGCAAGACCACCCUUCCCAUCUGCAUAGCCACUGGCCAGCACAUCAUUAAGCAGCUUAUGACAUCCUGUCCGCAAUGCGACUUUCUCUGCUUCCGCGCCGAAAUGGAAAACAUUUUAUCUGAGAAUGGCGAGUGUCCCAUGUGUGGCGAACGUGUGGCACCGGAGCAGUUGCUGGAUGUAGAGGACAUACGACCAUAUAUACUGGCCGCUUCUUAGGAUAGACUCAUCAUAGAACUGAAGCAAACGAAUAGACUGCACAUGAUCACCCAAAACCAAAAAAUAGAAACAUAUACAUACAUAUAUGUAUAAGA